This is a messenger RNA of Panthera uncia (snow leopard), 2016 nucleotides long. It is a transcript of the gene SYN3, whose product is annotated as synapsin III. Gene Ontology annotation, molecular function: ATP binding. Gene Ontology annotation, biological process: neurotransmitter secretion. Gene Ontology annotation, cellular component: synaptic vesicle; synaptic vesicle membrane. NCBI's taxonomy places the organism in Eukaryota, Metazoa, Chordata, Mammalia, Carnivora, Felidae. The transcript is spliced from 13 exons. Bases 149 to 1888 code for a protein of 579 amino acids. The record is from RefSeq and is a predicted model, not a curated record.
UAGCAAAGACAGCUCAAGCCUACUUGGGCAGGAUUCCCCUGGCUCUUCCGGCUUAAGACCCUACCAUCUCCUAUCCCUGGCCGCCUGUGUUCUGGGCCUCACCUAGACAAGUCUGUGUGGGAACAAGCCACCUCUUCCAUCUGUAGCCAUGAAUUUCCUCCGGCGGCGCCUCUCUGACAGCAGCUUCGUGGCCAACCUGCCUAAUGGCUACAUGACAGACCUGCAGCGCCCAGACAGCUCUACCAGCUCCCCUGCAUCCCCAGCCAUGGAGAGGAGGCACCCCCAGCCCCUGGCAGCCUCCUUCUCCUCUCCAGGAUCCAGCCUCUUCAGCUCCUUCUCCAGUGCCAUGAAGCAGACCUCAGCAGCCCCCUCAGGGCUGAUGGAGCCUCCGGGUCCCUCUGCUCCUGUUGUUCAAAGGCCCAGGAUCCUAUUGGUGAUUGAUGAUGCCCACACAGAUUGGGCCAAAUACUUUCAUGGAAAGAAGGUGAAUGGAGAGAUUGAAAUCCGAGUGGAGCAGGCUGAAUUCUCAGAGUUGAACCUAGCUGCCUAUGUUACUGGGGGCUGUAUGGUGGACAUGCAAGUCCUGAGAAAUGGGACCAAGGUUGUGAGAUCCUUCAAGCCAGACUUCAUCCUGGUCCGCCAGCAUGCCUACAGCAUGGCGCUGGGCGAAGACUACCGAAGCUUGGUCAUCGGCCUCCAGUACGGAGGGCUGCCUGCUGUCAACUCCCUCUACUCCGUCUACAACUUCUGCAGCAAGCCCUGGGUGUUCUCUCAACUCAUUAAGAUCUUCCAUUCUCUGGGUCCUGAGAAGUUCCCACUUGUGGAGCAAACGUUUUUCCCCAACCACAAGCCAAUGCUCACAGCCCCACACUUCCCCGUGGUGGUCAAGCUGGGACACGCCCACGCCGGAAUGGGAAAGAUCAAAGUAGAAAACCAGCAUGACUACCAGGACAUCACCAGCAUGGUGGCAAUGGCCAAAACCUAUGCCACCACUGAGGCCUUCAUUGACUCGAAGUACGACAUCCGCAUCCAGAAAAUUGGAUCCAACUACAAGGCUUACAUGAGAACCUCCAUCUCUGGAAACUGGAAGGCCAACACAGGUUCUGCCAUGCUGGAGCAGGUGGCCAUGACAGAGAGGUACAGGCUGUGGGUGGACAGCUGCUCAGAAAUGUUUGGCGGCCUGGACAUCUGUGCUGUCAAGGCCGUCCACAGCAAGGACGGCAGAGAUUACAUCAUUGAGGUGAUGGACAGCUCAAUGCCCUUGAUUGGAGAGCACGUGGAAGAGGACAAACAGCUGAUGGCCGACCUCGUGGUCUCCAAAAUGAGCCAACUCCUGAUACCAGGGGGCACAGUGCCCUCGCCCCUGAGGCCUUGGGCUCCACAGAUGAAACCAGCAAAAUCGCCGGGGCCAGCCCAGCUGGGACCUCCACUUGGACAGCCCCAGCCACGCCCACCCACACAAGGGGGCCCUCGCCAAACUCAGUCUCCUCAGCCCCCGCGAACCGGGAGCCCCUCCCAACAGAGGCUCUCCCCGCAAGGCCAGCAGCCCCUCAGCUCCCCGUCGGGGUCUCCACAGCAGCAGAGAUCGCCAGGCUCACCACAGCUGUCCCGGGCAUCCAGCGGGAGUUCUCCAAACCAGGCCGCCAAGCCAGGCGCUCCCCUCGCCUCACAGCCCCGGCCCCCUGUUCAGGGCCGCAGUGCCUCCCAACAGGGGGAAGACUCCAAGAAGCCAGCACCACCCCACCCUCAUCUCAACAAAUCCCAGUCCCUGACUACCAGCCUCAGUACAUCUGACACCUCUCAGCGCGGGACCCCAAGUGAAGACGAGGCCAAGGCCGAAACCAUCCGCAACCUGAGGAAGUCCUUUGCCAGCCUGUUCUCUGACUAACCUUGUCCGGGCUGGGACAGGGGAGUGCUGUUACACUCUCCCUUUUCCUGCCUCUCUUCCUUCUCGGCCUUGGUUCCCGAUGGGAACAGAAUGGAGGGCCUGAGAAUAUACUCUCUAAAUGCCUUUGA